AUGAUCCUCUUUUCUAAAUAAAAUUAGAAUAGUCCAUAAGAUAUUUUGUUAAAACAAACAAAAAUUAUUAGAAAUAAUGCUUCUUACAAAUUCGAACAUGAGAAUUCAAAAGUUUAAUUCUUUUCAUAUUGUGUUGAUAUACCUCAAAAUUCAUUCGUUUAGAUUUGUGACUAUAAUUUCCAAUUAAAUGAUUUUCUUAUAAUUUCACCAUUUGUUUUAUAAAUAUUAAUUAAGAUAAUCAAUAAGUCUAAUUUAUUCUAGCUAUCAAUANAAAAAUAAUAGAAAAGAUAUGAUAAUUCUAUAUAUGAAAAUAAUGUUGAUUUAUUAGAGAAUUCUUCGCUUUAAUUAAUUGAGAAUAGAAUCAUGUAUUUGAAUUUGGCAUAAGGAUCAGAUCCUAUAUCAAAUUAUUUACAAUCAGAUGUUUCAUUCGAAGUGUUAACAUCAUACUAAAGAAAAUAAUUAAUAAAUAUGAAAAUCAAAAGAAAUAGUAAUUUUUUGAAGGUCUUCUAAAAUGUUUAUGGAUAAGAAUCUUUAGAAAGAAAUGUUAAGAAAUAUUUCCAAAAAAAAUGUGAGUCAGUAUUGCUAUUUAAUAAUCUACUAACUGAUCUUCCAUUAUUCAGUCUACUAUGA
This is a messenger RNA of Paramecium octaurelia, 630 nucleotides long. The record is from the annotation of a GenBank genome assembly. Lineage: Eukaryota; Ciliophora; Oligohymenophorea; Peniculida; Parameciidae.